CUAGCUGAAAAGAGAAAGAUUUAGCUAUGCGCUCUGUGCAGAUUGACUUGAAAUCAGUAUUUCUACCUAUUCAAACUACAGUGGUGGUGACAAAGAAGAAGACGAUCAAGAAGACGACCAAGACGACGAUUACGACGGCAACUAUUCGUCCGUGAUAACGGCAGACAUUGUCGCGAUUUAGAUGCGCGAUGGAGUCCAUAAGAAAGUGGUUUUACAGGCCUAAGAGAGACGACACCAGUUUAUUGGCCCAGUUCUUUUACGCCGACGAAUCCUUAAACGCUAUUGCCUGUGAAUUGGAUUCCUUCGAUGGACGCCAGGAACCUGACCGAUGUACCACUUUAGUGAAUCAACUACGUCAUUGUCAGGACAAAGUCCUAACUAUAUGUAAUCAGAUCAUGGAUGAUUUGAUACCAGACAGUAGAGCUAAUCGAGACUUUAGGGUUAAGUUUCCGGAUGACGUGAUGCAGGAAAAUUUAGCUGGACAAUUGUGGUUUGGGGCUGAAUGUUUGGCUGCUGGUUCCUCGAUCAUGAACAGAGAAUCGGAAAGCUCAGCAAUGAGACCACUAGCAACAGCACUCACAAAAUCAUUGGAGAUAGUGAGAAAUUUGCUUAGGGAACAUGCUUUGAAGGGUCACAUGAAUUUAAAGUAUCUUUCUCAGACACAAAAUCCUUUGGAGCCAUCGUUAGAGAAGCUUAUCGAAUCAUUGAAGAUUUUCGAUCGGUUGUUCGCCGAUUUUGAACUUUGUUACGUUGGCGCUAUGGUACCGGUCAAAUCGACGAAGGAAUACGAACAGCAAGAGCUCGUUUGCGUUUUAUUUUCCGAGACUUUGCAAAGGGCCCUCGAACGUGGUUUGCUGAGUCAAGCAGACGUGGAUAAUUACGAACCUGCUUUGAUGUUCACUAUACCACGUUUGGCCAUUGUAUCCGGCUUGUUGGCCCCACCUGGCGGUCCCUUAUGCCUCAAUUCUCCUGAUACUAUCAGCGAAAUGUUCAGGCCAUUCAGGACACUUCUCCUGAAGAUAAAAGAAUUACUUUGGACGCUAAACAACCGUGAACUUUAUAUGUUGGAGAAAUUAUUGUGCUCCAACGAAGAACCCUCGGGUCCAAUAAAUCAGUCGAGUAAAUCAACGUGUCAGGACUUACCCGAUCUCGAGGAAUUCGUUCACAAUUUUUAUACCGGUUAUCCUAAUUGUAAAGACUUCAUAGUAGAUUUCUAUACCGUAACGAGAAACACUGGUAAUAAUAUGGACGAGGUUGCCAACGACGUGGUUGAAGCAUUGGACAAUGAAAAUAAAGACAGAUUAAUGGAGAGGAGAUCGAAAAAAAAGGAACGAGAAAGGAGAAGAAAUAACGAGGAAACAAUUGAUGGGCCUAAGGACUUAAUAAAUAACAUAUCCGUGGAAGGAUGUGAUAACGUAGUAAUUCGAAACGAUAAUAAUGUGACGAUUAAGGUAGGAGAGGAUAAUAGUGAGAGGGAAAGUGUUCGGGAAGAUAUUGUGCGUUGUGACAUAGUACAAAGUAAUAGUUCGAGAGAGAAUAAAGAACAGACGUGUAAUCAUCGCGAUUCUUCUUCUUGUUCCGUAAAACAGAUAUCGCGUGAUAACGGUAGUAACAAUAACAAUAAUAAUAAUAACAAUAAUAAUAAACUUAAUAAUAAUAUUAAUAAAGAAGAAAUAUGUAAUGUCAAGGAAGAAAGUGUAAUAGUAGUUGUAGCAGCACCAACACCACCGGCAGCAACAACAACGGAAGAACAGGAGAAUAUUUUUAGUAGCGUUGAAAGUACGGCGAGAGAGAUCAAUAGGCAGGAGGAAAACUUCCUCACUCCUGACAUUUCUCAAAUGCUCGCUGACUCGGAAAACGUAGAGAUACUUCAAAGUCAGUAUCUACUCAAUCAGGUUUCUCACGAGAAUAAUGUAACAGGUGAAACAGUACACAUUCAAAAUUCUUUACCGGAUUUAGAUUCGAAGAAACUUAUUUCCGAAGCUAACAAAACUCUCUCGAAUCUUUUGUUGGACGGUGAUUGUCAGAAUGAAAUUUCCGAACAAACAGAUUCAGGAAUUUGCACUGUCAUAUCUUCGGAGAACACGAGUUUGUACGAUAAAAGUCCUGAAGAGAAGAAGACGUUCGCUAAUGAGAUUCAAGACGACGAACGUCCUUUGGAGGAUGACACGCAACAAGAGAAUAACAGUUAUUCUUGUUCGAACGUUAAUUCACCGAAAAGAAAUAAUUCUAAUAUUUCGGAUAGUUCUUGCGUGUGUGGUAUAAGAUCGUCAAAAAUGAUAACUCCAUUGGAUCAUCCUAUUGACGUGACACCAUUGAGUCCAACCAGCAACGAUUCGAGUAAAAACAUUCCAAGGAUUUCCUCUAGUUUCGAUGGCACCAACGAGGAGUUCGUAGGAUUGGCGUACGGCAAUGGACAUUUACCACUUUGUGACUCCAAUCAGACGAGCUUUCAAUUAAAUUAUUCGGAAAAUUGGGAGAAUCUUAAUUUAAACAUAGACGCGUCGACCUCGAGAAAAGAAUUCUGGAGUGAUUUAAAAUGUGAGAAUCGUCCGUCUACUUCGCAGAGUAUUGAAAAAAUGGGUAACAAGAUAGAAAGAUACGCACAGGAAAAGGUCGUUGCUAGGAAAGUCCGAGAGGACAAUAAGCAGCAGCAACGACGACGUCAUCAACGGAAGCACGAGAAAGGUCUUCACAAAUGUCAGCAGGUUACCACCACCACAAGUAGUAGUAGUAGAAGUAACCAUUGUGUUCAAUCAACCCCGAGCACUGAAAGUUCAAGGUCUAACUCGAUAGACAGAUGUUUGAAUCCUCGAUUGACGAAUUUCGGUGCCAGCCUGCACCCGAGCCAAAAUACUAGACAGAUGCCAAAUUUUGGUAGUCACAGUCCUCACGCGAGUCCGAGACUUCAACACUUCGAAUCGCGCGAUAACUCGAGACAACGAAAUUAUAAUUUAACUAAAUCCACGAGAAAUUGUUCGCCACAAAGUAGAAAACUGUUGGAUCAUAGAAGAUCUAGAUCAGAACAGAUAGCUCGUAUGAAGAGAAAGGAUUUCGAAAGACGUGACAGAUAUGAAAGACUGAAUUAUCAUCGAUCGGAACAAACUAAGAGAAAACUUGGAAAUAGGAGUCCUAACGACCUGUUGAACGACGGUUUAGGGCCUAGAACUGACAAAAGUGGUUUGGUUACAGAUACGGUAUCAUCACCUCUUACAUCACCUAAUACAUGUUAUAAUAGGCUUGAACAUACAAGAGACAAUAAUUUACAAAGGCCUUCACGUAAUACCACCACUACUAACACCACCAGUACCGCUACUGCUACCACCACCACUACCACCUUAAGACUGGUGAAUCCUUCGAUGGUUACAGCUGCGCAAUCUUUCAAUUCGGAAUCGUCACCAAAACCAGAGGCCUGUGGUUCAAGUUCUAGUUAUUCAAGUUAUUGCGACUCCAGUUCAGAAACUAGCGAAUUUCAAAGUGAUUGUCAGGACGACGAGGAGAUAGCUUUAGCGAUGCAAGCUGCGGAAAUUGCUAAUAGAAAUCAAAUAAGAGCAAAAUUUAGGUCUUCGGAAGAUUUGGUUCAUCGGUUAUUCGUUUGUAUUGCCGGUGUGGCGGAUCAACUUCAAACUAAUUUUGCUUCGGAUCUUCGUAAUAUAUUGAAGUGCGUGUUUCUAAUGAACAGUAGUCAAACGGUAGAAGACGAGGAACCAAAGCAAGAAUGUUUAGUAGCAGCUAAUAAUCAAGCAGCGGUCGUUACGAAUCACACGUUAGGCACAAGUAGCAAUCACGAUCGGCAGAACUCGUUGCAGGAGUACGAAGACGAGGAGGAUAACAUUCCUGUUAAUGAACAAACUUCCCCAGUAAUGGAACGUGGUGAAGAAUGCGUUGAAAGAGCACCCGCGUGGGUGCCGGACAACGAUGCACCUAGAUGUAUGGCAUGUCAAGCUGGAUUUACCGUGGUACGACGUAGACAUCAUUGUAGAAACUGUGGUAAAGUGUUUUGCGGUCGUUGUAGCAGCAACAAUGUUCCUUUACCACGUUACGGACAUACCAAGCCUGUCAGAGUUUGCAAUAGAUGUUUCCUAUACCAGGUGACGCCGUUUACCGUAUCUCAAGUCACACCCACCAGUUGAAUAGAUUAUUAUACGUAUAUAUACAAACUAUUAAUGAAUUUCGAAUUUAAUUACAAAUAUUAUAUUUUACGCUUUUUUUUUUUCGUUUCUUUUCAUUUUUUCUUUUUCUUAUGCAUAAGAGGACAAUAGACGCGAACUUACAAUUAAAGGACACCUAGGAACACACACAAACACACAUAUAUAUAUUAUAAAACAUAAAACAACAAAAAUAACAAAAUAUUGUUUUAUU
This is a messenger RNA of Polistes dominula (European paper wasp), 4362 nucleotides long. Its product is annotated as lateral signaling target protein 2 homolog. Gene Ontology annotation, cellular component: early endosome membrane. Gene Ontology annotation, molecular function: metal ion binding. NCBI's taxonomy places the organism in Eukaryota, Metazoa, Arthropoda, Insecta, Hymenoptera, Vespidae. The record is from RefSeq and is a predicted model, not a curated record.